Tripterygium wilfordii is the source of this 2627-nucleotide messenger RNA. Its product is annotated as calmodulin-binding receptor kinase CaMRLK-like. NCBI's taxonomy places the organism in Eukaryota, Viridiplantae, Streptophyta, Magnoliopsida, Celastrales, Celastraceae. The transcript has 2 exons. The record is from RefSeq and is a predicted model, not a curated record. Bases 161 to 2242 code for a protein of 693 amino acids. Gene Ontology annotation, molecular function: ATP binding; protein kinase activity; protein binding. Gene Ontology annotation, biological process: protein phosphorylation.
UUCAAUCACCGAAUCAGCUACCGUUGAUAUUUAAGAACAUUGUUAGUCAAAGCGCCGACACACAAAUGCUUUCUGUAUAAACAUACUCGAGACUCCGUUGGCAUGUUCACUUUCUUUGCAUGUUUUUCUCCUAGUCUGAUAGUCUAUAAUCUUCUCUCUUAUGUUUUUAUUAUGGAAAGCAGAAGAAGCCAAUGAAAAACAGGGUAUUGAAGCUAAGGAAAUGAAGAUAUUUUGCAGAUUGUGGAUUUUGUUUUCUUUGCUUGCUUUUGUGGACUCUGCUGCAUCUACAUGCAACGGUACAGAUCAAGAGUUUAUCUCGAGGGCUUUCAAAUCUGUCUCUAAUUUCAAUCGUUCUUGGUUCGACUCUACAUAUUCAAACUGUUCGCAUCCUCCAAUAACAAAAAUCAGCCUUCAUUCAAGGAAUCUGACAGGUAACAUUUCAUGGAAGUAUCUGAGGAACAUGUCAAGGUUACGAACAAUUGAUCUCUCCAGCAACUCGCUGCAAGGGUCUGUGCCAGGUUGGUUUUGGUGCUUACAAAGCUUAGUUGAAGUAGAUUUGUCAAACAACCGGUUUGGAGGAAGCAUCGUUGAACCCAAUUCGAGAAAUUGUUCGUCGAUUCAAAAGCUCAAUCUCUCCGGUAAUAGGUUCACUAACUCGGUUAGGCUUUCUGGGUUUUCAAAUCUCAAAUUUCUUGACAUUUCACACAAUGAUUUGUCUAUUUUGCCUUCUGGGUUUUCCAAUCUGACCAAGCUAGAGCAACUUAAUAUCUCAAGUUGCAAAAUUUCAGGGGACAUAAAGUCUCUUAAGGUCGUCCACUCAUUGAGAUAUCUAGAUGUGUCAAACAACUCAAUGAAUGGUACUUUCCCUUCCGAUUUUCCUCCUCUUGAUAACCUCAAGUUCUUGAAUAUCUCUCUAAACAAUUUCACUGGACUUGUUGGUCCAGAGAAGUCUCACAGAUUUGGCAAAUCUGCCUUCAUUCAAGGUGGGAAUUUCAUUUUCAAUGAUUCAAGAACUCCCAAUAAUAUCAAACCACAUUCAAAAACGGCACCUCAGAAAACCAUCCCUAAACCCCAACCCAUCAAGAACCAAACCAGAAAACACAACCCCAAAUCACGUCACAAAGCUUUCGUCAUUGGCUUGUCCUGUGCUUCAGCCUUUGCUGUUCUAUCAGUUUCAAUAUGUGGCUUCUGCGUGUACAGAAGAAAGAAAUUUUCCAGGAGAAACAAAUGGGCAAUCUCCAAACCGGUUCAGUUCCAAUUCAAGAUGGAGAAAUCAGGGCCCUUCUCCUUCGAAACAGAGUCAGGCACAUCAUGGGUUGCAGACAUUAAAGAACCAACAUCCGCACCAGUGUUCAUUUGCUCUAAGCCGUUGAUCAAUCUCACAUUCAAGGACCUGAUUGCCGCCACGUCACAUUUUGGUAGGGAGUCGCUCCUCGCUGAAGGCAGGUGUGGGCCCUUGUACACCGCAAUCUUACCCGGAGACCUCCACGUGGCAAUCAAAGUCCUUGAAAAUGCCAGACACAUUGACCAUGAUGAUGCUGUCUCAAUGUUCGAACAUCUUUCAAAGCUUAAUCACCCCAACCUAUUGCCUCUCUCUGGUUACUGCAUUGCAGGUAAGGAGAAGCUGGUUUUGUACGAAUUCAUGGCCAACGGCGACCUCGGGCGGUGGCUACACGAGCUCCCCACCGCCGUUCCUAAUGUUGAGGACUGGAGUACUGAUACGUGGGACCAACAAAAUUGCACUACUCCACACGUGUUGUCCCUUGAGAAAACUAAUUGGAUCACACGCCACCGGAUUGCGGUGGGCGUCGCGCGCGGCCUUUCAUUCCUCCACCACUCCGGCUCCGUCCACGGACAUCUAGUUCCCUCCAACAUUCUCCUUUCCGAUUCUCUGGAGCCCCGAAUUUCGGAUUUCGGGCACCGAAAUUUUUGGUCUGGGAAUAUUGGAGAGGAUAAAUGUAACGUUGAGGAUGACGUGUACUGCUUUGGGUUGGUUUUGAUAGAGCUUUUGACGGGUAAGCAAGGGAGUGAGGAGAGUGUGAGGUGGGUUAGGAGAGUAGUGAGGGAGGGACACGGCGUUGACGCGCUUGACUCGAGGUUGACAAUGGGUGGUGAUUCGGUGAGUGAGAUGGAGGAGACACUCCGAGUUGGGUACUUGUGCACUGCCGAGUCGAUAAACAAGAGGCCCACCAUGCAACAAGUUCUGGGUUUACUCAAAGACAUACAUCCUGAAACGUGUUGAGCAAAGUUGACUCGUAAUGCCUCGUAAGAUUUGGUCAGCCUUUUGGUUCUUUGUUUUUUUAGAUUCCUAAAUUUCUUUCGCAUGUGUGACUGAUGUAUGUACAGACAAAAUUUGAAAGAGAAAAAUUUGGACCCGGAAAGAAAAAGAGAAAAGAAAAUUAGACAAAAGAAGGUGGGGCUAGGUAUGAUUUUAGUGGAAGAGACGAAUGUUUGUGGUGGUUUAGUUGAAGAAAAGAAAUCAGAGAAUCUCACUUAUUGUUUGUCAUUGUUGUCUGUGUGAGAGAGAUGGUAUCAUUAAAUUUCUCAUCUUGAAGCUUUGAUAUGGUCUUUGAUUGUUUUGCUUUUGUCUUUUGUUUUCUAUGAAAUGCUUUUGCAUGUGUUCUUUA